GACCUGGGCCGCGCUCGGGCGUCGCGGGGCGGUCUCUUCUUGCGCAGGAACCGUUCUCCCGGCGCCGGGGCCCUGCCCGGACUCGGAUAACUGCAGGCCGACGACCGGAAGCGCGCGCGGCCAGAGCAGCGUGGCGGUGCAGAGGGAGGAGAGCGAGAGCGGCGGGGCGGCGGACGGAGCGAAGAUGGCGGCUUUCUCGGAGAUGGGCGUUAUGCCUGAGAUUGCGCAAGCUGUGGAGGAGAUGGAUUGGCUUCUCCCAACUGAUAUCCAGGCAGAAUCUAUUCCACUGAUCCUAGGAGGAGGUGAUGUACUGAUGGCUGCAGAAACAGGAAGUGGAAAAACUGGUGCUUUCAGUAUUCCAGUUAUCCAGAUAGUUUAUGAAACUCUGAAAGACCAACAGGAAGGCAAAAAAGGAAAAACAACAAUUAAAACUGGUGCUUCAGUGCUCAACAAAUGGCAGAUGAAUCCAUAUGACAGAGGAUCUGCUUUUGCAAUUGGGUCAGAUGGUCUUUGCUGUCAAAGCAGAGAAGUAAAGGAAUGGCACGGCUGUAGAGCUACUAAAGGAUUAACGAAAGGAAAGCACUACUUUGAAGUCUCCUGUCAUGACCAAGGGUUAUGCAGAGUUGGGUGGUCCUCCAUGCAGGCUUCCUUAGACCUAGGUACUGACAAGUUUGGAUUCGGCUUUGGUGGAACAGGAAAGAAAUCCCAUAAUAAACAGUUUGAUAAUUAUGGAGAGGAAUUCACUAUGCAUGAUACUAUUGGAUGUUACCUAGACAUAGAUAAAGGGCAUAUCAAAUUCUCCAAAAAUGGAAAAGACCUUGGUCUGGCUUUUGAAAUACCGCCACAUAUGAAGAACCAAGCCCUCUUUCCUGCCUGUGUUUUAAAGAAUGCCGAACUAAAAUUUAACUUCGGCGAAGAAGACUUCAAGUUUCCACCAAAAGAUGGUUUUGUUGCUCUUUCCAAGGCAUCAGAUGGUUACGUUGUCAAAUCACAGCACACAGGUAAUGCACAGGUGUCACAAACAAAGUUCCUCCCCAAUGCUCCAAAAGCUCUCAUCGUUGAGCCCUCCCGAGAGUUAGCUGAACAAACUUUGAAUAACGUCAAGCAGUUUAAGAAAUACAUUGAUAAUCCUAAAUUAAGGUUUGUGGUGUUGUGGAAGAAGAAGGUGUUAAUAACAGUUCAUCAGUUUUCAUUAGGUGCUGCUUUUGAUAUUUUUCAGGUAGAUAUAGUCGUUGGAACUCCAGGAAGACUAGAUGAUUUGGUGUCAACUGGAAAGCUGAACUUAUCUCAAGUUAGAUUCCUGGUCCUGGAUGAAGCUGAUGGGCUGCUUUCUCAAGGUUAUUCUGAUUUUAUAAAUAGGAUUCACAGUCAGAUCCCUCAGAUUACCUCUGAUGGAAAAAGACUUCAGGUGAUUGUUUGCUCUGCUACAUUGCAUUCAUUUGAUGUAAAGAAGCUGUCUGAGAAGAUAAUGCAUUUUCCCACAUGGGUUGACUUAAAAGGAGAAGAUUCUGUUCCAGAUACUGUACACCAUGUUGUUGUCCCAGUGAAUCCGAAAGCAGACAGGCUCUGGGAAAGGCUUGGAAAAAAUCACAUUAGAACUGAUGACGUACAUGCAAAAGAUAACACAAGACCUGGUGCUAACAGUCCAGAAAUGUGGUCUGAAGCUAUUAAAAUCCUGAAAGGGGAGUACGCUGUUCGGGCUAUCAAGGAACACAAGAUGGAUCAAGCAAUUAUUUUCUGUAGAACCAAAAUCGACUGUGAUAACUUGGAGCAGUAUUUUAUGCAACAAGGAGGAGGACCUGAUAAAAAAGGACACCAGUUCUCAUGUGUUUGUCUUCAUGGUGACAGAAAGCCUCAUGAAAGGAAGCAAAAUUUGGAAAGAUUUAAGAAAGGGGAUGUAAGAUUCUUGAUUUGCACGGAUGUAGCUGCCAGAGGAAUUGAUAUCCAUGGUGUUCCUUAUGUUAUAAAUGUCACCUUGCCUGAUGAAAAGCAAAACUAUGUACAUCGAAUUGGCAGAGUGGGAAGAGCUGAAAGGAUGGGUCUGGCCAUUUCCCUCGUGGCAACAGAAAAAGAAAAGGUUUGGUACCAUGUAUGUAGCAGCCGUGGAAAAGGUUGUUACAACACAAGACUCAAGGAAGAUGGUGGCUGUACCAUAUGGUACAAUGAGAUGCAGUUGCUGUCUGAGAUAGAAGAACAUCUGAACUGUACCAUUUCUCAGGUUGAGCCAGAUAUAAAGGUACCAGUGGAUGAAUUUGAUGGAAAAGUUACCUAUGGGCAAAGAAGGGCUGCUGGUGGUGGAAACUAUAAAGGCCAUGUGGAUAUUUUGGCACCUACAGUUCAAGAAUUGGCUGCCCUUGAAAAGGAGGCGCAGACAUCUUUCCUGCAUCUUGGCUACCUUCCUAACCAGCUGUUCAGAACCUUCUGAUCCUUACAUACACUGAAUAAGAUUUGAGUAAUAAAAGUCUGUAGUCUUAAAACUCUAAAACAAUUACACUGCUUCCGAGCAGCAGUAUUUGCAGUAACUUAAGCUAACUCUUGCAUGUCAAGAAACAUUAGGCUUAGGAAUUCUUCAUAAAAUGACAACCUAAUGAAAAUAAUAAAUAUGAUGACUAUAUUUUCAUGAAGGUUUAUGUCUUACUUUAAAGUUAUUUGAUAGUUGUCUUUUUCUAAAACAGCUCUGAGUUUAUGCAGUGAAGUUCAUGGGUAUGUGAUUUGUCAGAGGACCUAUGAGGAACCACUAGUGAGUAUAUUCUGAGUGGGGUUUUUCCUAGGAAGUGGUCCUACGUGGCCCCGAUCUUGAGGUGGCUGCCUAGGUGUAUAUUGAAGCCGGAGGAGAGCUAUAACAUGAAAGAAAACUGGAUGAUCCCCGGGUAGAACAGCUUGGUCAGUGGGAAGCCUGGGCUUCCUUAGAGUUGGAACAGGCUUCGUGCCUGAGGAUCAACGGCUCAUUCGGUGACAGUGGCAGUGAAGAUGUAUGUCUGAAGGUUUACCUUUUCGAGAACCUUUCUUUUCAGAUGAUACAAACCUAUGAAGGUAAAACUAUUCUGCUUUCCCUCUGAGUCUUAAAAUUAAAUGCAUUUCUUAGAAAUAUGUUUUCUUGAACCCUCUUGCCUAAAAUACCAGAAGAAAAAGGGAAAAUUUAAAUAGCUACAAUUGAAUUGUUAGUUUGUGCCAUUUGACUCUUAGUUUAUAAAAUAGUUUUUUCAGGGGAAAUGAUUCUGCCCUAGAGAUCCCUUUAGAGUAUAAGCUGUCAUGAGUUCUUGUAUGAUGCUCUGCUAACCUUUUAGUACUGAAGUUUUUUCUUUGAACAAAAUCUUGAGUGAAACUUAAUAUGUAAAUUGUGGGAAAAUCAUUACCAUUAAAAUCAUUGCCCUGUAUAUUGA
Molecule: messenger RNA, 3383 nt
Organism: Manis javanica (Malayan pangolin)
Lineage: Eukaryota; Metazoa; Chordata; Mammalia; Pholidota; Manidae
Source: RefSeq, a predicted model, not a curated record